AUGGACGCCGUCGUCAGAUUCCGUGGCCUCUGCAAUAAGUGCGAGGAAAGACGUUUGAUCCCAAAUGCUAUAGUGGAAGAGGUGAAGAAGAUAGUCCAGGGUCAUAUGGUAGGAUUCGUGGACGUGGUGCAGGCUAGCUCUUUGACUGAAGGAUCCGUGAGAUGGGCCAAAAACAAACUCGUUGUCGAUUUUAAAUACAAGAAGAUGGGUCAGACCAAUACCAAAGAAGGAGAAGGCAAUGAUUAUUGGGGCGUGUUUCCAGUGGUAGUCUCUCCUUCAGCCUCAGAUCCCUCGAGGACAGGUGCACUUAAGUGGGAGGAGGUGUACGUGGAAAUCGCGUCAAGCCCGACUUUGAUCCAUGCUCGAUUAGAUAUUCAGACACACAUGUACGGAUUUGAGCAGAAAUGGAACGAGCCCAUCCAAGGAUCGCGGAGUGGUCGAGGCAGUAUUGUUAACCAAUCCAGUGAGACAAACCUCAGUUCAGUUUUUCCGCCAUUUCCUGAAUUGCUGCCGCAGGGUGCGAGGGUACUUGAGGAUCAUUAUCGGUAUGAUGAUCCGGACCUGUUUGAGACACUACCUUAUGCUACUCCUGAGUAG
Talaromyces marneffei is the source of this 597-nucleotide messenger RNA. RefSeq lists its product as uncharacterized. The coding region runs from base 1 to 597 and encodes 198 amino acids. The transcript has a single exon. Lineage: Eukaryota; Fungi; Ascomycota; Eurotiomycetes; Eurotiales; Trichocomaceae. The record is from RefSeq and is a predicted model, not a curated record.